This is a messenger RNA of Adineta steineri, 1605 nucleotides long. Lineage: Eukaryota; Metazoa; Rotifera; Eurotatoria; Adinetida; Adinetidae. The record is from the annotation of a GenBank genome assembly.
AUGUUUAGAGAAAGAACUACAUCAUAUUUACGACAUUUACAUUUGGUUGUACAUUCAGCACAACAACAUCUACGUUUUCCAGUUUAUGUUAUUCAACAAGAAGAAUCGGUACCACCAUUGGAACAUGAGAAAAAUUUUGAUAAAACUGAAAACGAUGUGUUUCAUACUUCUAAACAAAAAAAAACCUUCAAACUUCAAUAUUAUAUUCCACUAAUAUUUUUACUAUUAUGCCUUAUAGUUGCUAUAGCUUUACUUUCAUCUCUUUUAAUUAAUCAUACAAAUAUUGAACAAUGUCCAAUUUAUAAUUGUUCAUCGAUAAUAAAUACAACAGUAUAUUCAAAUAUAAGCAGUACAACAUCGAUAUUAACAAGUACGAGUACGAUAACAUAUAAUAGAAAUUUAUUAUAUGGUGCAUAUUGUAAUGGUCAUGAAGAAUGUACAUUAUCGAAAAAUUUAUUUUGUCAGUAUGAAUACAAUUUAAAUGAGAAGUAUUGUUUUUGUGAAACAUCAUAUUUUUGGAAUAAAUAUACUCAACAAUGUGAACCCAAAAAGGAUUUAAAUGAAGUUUGUGAAUAUGAUAAUGAAUGUCGAAUUGAUCUUGGUAUUACAUGUGAUCUUCAAUCAGGUACAAAUAUUCGUCGUUGUCGUUGUAUGGGUGAAUAUUAUUGGUCAAAAUUAAGUAAUUGUGGUGAUUUAAAAAUUCAAGAUUUUGUUCAUUGUAUUGAUGAAAUCUAUAUAACAUCAUGUUUAAUAAAAGAAAUUGAUAAUGGAAUAUUUCAUAAUGUUAAUAUUCGACAAAUUCAAGAUAAUAAUAUUCAAUUUGAUUAUUUUCUACUUGAUUCACCUGAAAUACAAGAACUUGAACGUAUUGAAUGUUGUUGGUCAAGAAAUAAACGUUAUUGUUUUGGAGUUGAUAAUGAAGCAAAUAAAUUAUUAAUAUUUAUUAUUGAUAAAAAUGGUAUUGAAUCCUAUCAUCAUAUAAAUCAAUCAGUUAUUGGUUUACCUAAUGUAUUAACACAAUCGGAUGAUAAUGUUGUUUGUUAUGUUGAAAGUAAUAAUUCAAAUCUUAUUUCAAUAACAAUUGAUACAGAAAAUAAUGAUCUAUUAACUGUUCAUCAACGAAAUGAUACAAAUUUGAAAAGUGGACCAUCUUGUGGUUGGAUUGGAGCAAAUAUUCUUUUAAAAUUAUAUUGUUUUGCUGUAUUUAACGAUGAAAAAAUUCAUAGAAUUGAACAAAGAGAUAAUAAUUGGAGUGAUUGGAUAAUUAUGCCAUCCGAUAAAAUAUUUAUUCAACGUCCACUUUUUGUUACAUCAAAACCACCUGAUGAUAUUAGUACAACACAAAGUUGUCAUGUAUUAGCUAUUGAUACUAGUAAUGAAGUUUAUGUAAGUAGUAAUGUAAAUUGUGCUCAUCAAGAUUCGUUUUCAUCAUGGUCAAUACUUCAAACGGAUAUUGGUUUAUUAUCAUUUAAUGGAUCAUUUCGUUUACGUGAUGGACGUAUCGGUGUAUAUGGAAUUGGUAUUGAUGAUUUACCAUAUUAUACAACAAUGGAUCCUAUAACACAUACAUUUGAACCGAUUAAAUUAGCGAUAUCAACAGAAUAA